CAGGCACAAAAAUAUGUCGGCCUUUGUAUUGAAUGAAGGUCCAGUCUGCCUGCAAUUCAUCCAGAGCUGGGCUUCAAUUUCAUAACUUGCUUUCCACCACACCCCCAUGGAGAAACAAACCAAACGGUCUAGGCUUCAGAGCCGCAUGGAGCGUUUCAAGUUCCGCGAAGACUACCGCGCCCGCCUUCCAGGGAAUAUUUCUCGCUUCACCGGCUACAAACUCCCGGGAACUGAACUGCCGUAUGACCCCCUACCCUUUCCCCCAUUCUCGUUGCUGCGACACAUCCCGAUGGACCUCGAGGUCUGCAUCUUCACCUGGAUUGGUUCGUUCGGCGGCAUUCUUCUCAUCGAGGCCAUCACGACCAACGGCGCUAUCAAUUCAGUGUACAAGUCACCCAUUACCGUCACAUCAUUUGGUGCAUCAGCCGUGCUGCUCUUCUGCGCCAUCGAAUCUCCUCUCGCGCAACCCCGUAAUUUUGUCCUUGGGCAUUUUGUUUCCGCGCUCGUCGGAACCUGCAUAACCCGCCUCUUCGUCCUGAAUCCACAUUACCGCCUGUCUCUAGACGAAGGGGGAUUCCACGCAAACACUUUCGUCAACGGCGGGAUUUCCAUGGCAACAUCAGCUCUAGCCCAGUUCUUGAUAAAGUCUGUGCACCCACCAGCCGGAGCAACAGGCCUCAACGCCGCGGUGCAGAGUAACAUCGUCAAACUGUCUUGGCGCUACUUGCCCGUCGUCCUCGCGUCCUCCCUCAUCAUGCUUGGCUGGGCCAUUCUAAUUAAUAACCUUGGGCGUCGACGCUACCCUGUCUACUGGUGGAAGGCUGGUAAAACCUUUGUCUCGGCUUCUAAGGUAGAGCAACGUGAGGAGCGCGAACGGGAAUUGAGAGAGAUAGAGUCGGGUCUGAGGGACGCAGAAGGGGACGUCUUUGACCCUAACAGAGACUCGGAAGGAAACGGUACGAAUGGUGACCAGGCAACGACCAAUGGCGCGUAA
Molecule: messenger RNA, 994 nt
Organism: Phialemonium atrogriseum
Lineage: Eukaryota; Fungi; Ascomycota; Sordariomycetes; Cephalothecales; Cephalothecaceae
Product: HPP family-domain-containing protein
Exons: 2
Coding region: 107-994 (295 amino acids)
Source: RefSeq, a predicted model, not a curated record